Molecule: messenger RNA, 1161 nt
Organism: Bathycoccus prasinos
Lineage: Eukaryota; Viridiplantae; Chlorophyta; Mamiellophyceae; Mamiellales; Bathycoccaceae
Exons: 1
Coding region: 1-1161 (386 amino acids)
Source: RefSeq, a predicted model, not a curated record
AUGUAUUGGGAAUGUACAGCGGAAAAACUCCUCCUACCUCUGAACAAGACUAUCCUCAGGGAAAAUUUUGCAAGACUAGCAAUUAAUAAAAUAGGUCAUACGCCAAUGUGGCUCAGAAUUCAUUCAAAUAAACUAUAUUGUGUUGUUCAUCCUGACUUUCGAAGAAGUGAGUAUCGGUUAAAGAUUUAUAGAGCCACACAUUACAUCGCUAGGUUGAACAGGAUACUAAAUCAGGGGAAAUUGAGCUUACAAAAUGGAACAGAUUGGUGGUCUCAUCAUUCAGAUUGGGUCAAAGUUCCUACUGGAAGUAAUUAUCCUCCAGUAUUUUCGGUUUCAGGAGCUCCUGGAUUCGAUGACAUUGCUGGCAUACCCUUUAUGUCUUUCUCAGACAGAAUUUCGGUAAUCGAGAAUGCAGCCUUUCAACGUUUAAAAGGGUAUUCAAAAUACGACUGGACAAAUAAGAAGCCUGCAGGAUUCUUCCAUGGUUCUCUUUCUGACUGUGGUCGAGCUGUAAAUGAAUAUGCUGGAAAUAUUAAUCAUUGCGCCAGAGCUAAAGUUGUAUAUCAUGCAAAACUAUCACAGAAUCCUCUUCUUUCAGGAAUUUCAACAAUUUCUGAUUUUAGAGGUAUUGGAUUGAAUGAAGGAUGCAGAAUUUGCACGGGUGAAAAAUUGUUAGGGGAUAGCUUCAUUCAUAAUCUAUCUAGAUAUAAGUACGUUAUAGAUUUUGCUGGUGCUGGAAAUUGGAGUAGGAGGAUGAGCUUGUUGCUUCGGAGCGGUGGUUUGAUUUUACAAUCAGAAAAGAGUGGGUAUCAGUUCUAUGAAUAUUCCUUAGAACCUGGUUUGCACUAUAUUACAUUUGACCCUCAGAUUGGUAAAGAAGGAUUGGGAAAUCUAUUGUCAAGAUUAGAGUGGGCGCAAAAGAAUGACGAAAUAGCGGAGCUGAUUGCACGAAGAUCGCAGAGUUUUGGGCAAAAUUGUUUGACUGAAGCAAGUAUAGAUUACUUCGUAUCCACUUUAAUUACGAAAUACUCAAAAUAUUUGCAAGGAAACCCUAUUCCCUUUCCAAUCGUUGAUCUUUCCUCAUGUGUUUCAGAUAGGAAAGGCCGCUCAAAACUUAAUAAAAUUUGUGGAGCAUUAAUUGAAAAAUGCUGGCAUAACUAG